UCCCCCUGUUGUUUCCAUCUGGCCCCCCUGGUUUUAGUCCCAAGGAGUGUGACCUCCAUAUUUUCCAGGGUAGGGGAGUGGCCGACUUGGCUUCCCCUUUCGACCCUUUAGCGAUGCCCUUGCCCCAUUUCACCAUAGCAGCACCUCCACCAGCACCGCCGCCCGCGACCUCGACCAAGACCUCGUCCAAGACCCCGACCUCGUCCAACAACCCUGGGUCUGCGUCAGCCCCCGACAUCUCCUCUGCCCGAACGCCGCCCGCGACCGUCACCACUUUUGCUGCCUCUGCCUCGUACACGUCGCCGUCGCCGCGAACACGGCUGCCGGACCGGGACUUUGUCAGCCCCGGUUUACGGAACCCCUAUCCCCAGGGGCAGAACCCCGACCGACAACAACACUCGGAGCGCUUUGGUACUGUGACUGUGCCCACUGCCGCCGAACAUAAUCAAUCGACCUUCAGUCUUCCACCGUCGACCGACUCGCGACCGUCCCAAGACAUUUUAGAAUCCUUCAAUGAGCCGCAACUCCACGGCCCAACAUCACCAGGCUCGAACAAAGGCCUAAAACCUCCGUCGCACAAGCGAGGUCGUUCGCGAUCUGGGAGCUCGAGUAGCAUAGGCGAUCGUCUUAGGAACCUCAAUCGCUGGUCUGUCUCGUCCGCGUCAAGUAAAGGCUCAAACGGUGGUGUUUCCAGUUGGCGCAUUGGGAGGGAUAGUGGGAAAGAGAGGGAAGACUCACCUGGUCAAAAGUCACACAAACGCCGACCCUCGACGUCAGAAAUCUCUCCGCGCUCUGUCAGCCACCUCCGAGGCCGCAGUGAUUCACCCCUGCUUCAUCCGGUCCCGCCCUUACCUAGCCUGCCGCGCAUUUCGGCCGGGCCUUCGUUGGAAGAGGAAUUUCGGCACCAGGCCAGUGAAAUUGGGAGGCAAUCACCGGUACCACCCAGGCGGUAUUAUCUUAGGCCGCCUCCUGACGACAACACCACGUUCUGGGAUGGUGCUCCGCAGAUACUACAAGACACACCAGGAUCGUUGUCACGGUCACACCAAGCAGCGGGGUUGCUACCUCCUGCAGAACUCGCGCCGGACCACAUGAUGCCCCCAUACACACAAAACGGCGACCCCCGAGGGCAAUCGCGAGGGAGGUCGCAUGGCGCAAAGCCAAGUACCGACUCGACUGCGUCAAACCGAAACCGAGAUCGCGAUCGCGAUCGCCAUCGCUCCAACAAAAAGGCAAUGCUUUCCGAGGCACUGUCAAAGGCAAACGCCGCAGUACAACUCGACAAUGGGCAAGACUUUGAGGCCGCUAGGAGGGCCUACAUGGAAGCUUGCCACCUAUUACAGGAGGUAUUGCAGCGAACUUCGGCAGAGGAGGAUCGCAGGAAACUAGAAGCUAUUCAUCAAACAUACGUGGGGAGAAUUGACGAACUUAACGAGAUCCUCGGUGACAGUCUGGAUGAGAAGGCACUUCCAGAGGAGCCCGGAAGCUAUGAUGAAGGGGGAUACCUGCGUGCUCAGGCUUACAAUGCAGAAGUGUCUGACGACGAGCCAAUGCUCUCGACCUACACUCGGGAACGUAGCCGUACUCGGGAGCCUAACCUGUCUGUCCAGACUCAGUUCAGGCGACAACCACCCUCGGGUAGACCGCCAGCACCACCCACGUUAACUCUCCAGACACCAGGGGGUUCCAAUGGUCCUACUUCCUACCUUAGCGAGCAAUACUCGCUGCAGUCUUCGUUUUCUAGGGCGCGAUAUGAGAAGGCCUCGAACCUUCGGUCACCGAUGGAUAAUGCUUACAUGCCACCGCCACUAUUGCCUCGGAGACCUUUAUCACCCGCUCAGCCACCACCACCUCCACCGGCGCCCGAGAAGGAUGCCCCUUGCCAACAAGUGUUCCGAUCUGACUAUUCCAUGUCUGGCGCUCAGGCUGCUCCGAGGAAUUACAACACUAAUGGUGGACAUCAGAGGGAUCCCAGCCACGAGUCGAUAUCAUGGCUUGAUCCUAUCGAGGAAUCCGGUGGAUCUAGCGCGUCUUCGGUACACUCGCGAUCCUCAUCGACAGGAAUACGAAGGAAGCAUAUCCGGGCCGCCAGUGGGGAUACGGAAGCCGAGUUUGAUGCUGCGUUGGACGAUGCUAUAGAAGCUGCGUACGACGAGGGAUUUGAGCCGGAGCCCCAGUAUUACAGAGAUGGGUCUGAUACUGUCACGGGAAGCUCAUACCGAAGAGACCGGGUACGGGAUGAGGGAAGGGAUGCGCUCGAGUUGGCGAACGAAAGGGAGAGGAAACUACGGCUACAACAACAGUUGGAGGAUGAGGAGUACCGAAAGAGAGGUUGGACAGGGCACGAUGACUUCUACGACGAGGGCAAUGACUCGGAGGAGGAGGAACGAUUUCUGGAGGAGAUGACGAAUGGGUACCAGAUCGAGGACUUCGCGUUUGGACGGGGAAACAAGCAGCAACCGGUUCCUCGAGAGUCCGACUCCAGCGGGGGAACGAAUCGCACAUGGCAUAGCUCUACUACAGGGUCCAACCAGAAUACUUCGACGACGAUGCUUACUCCGGUGAGCGAGAGCCCGAGAAAUCCGGAACCCAAGGGGCCGUUACCCCCAUUACCGCCUCCGCCAGCGGGUGCCUUGCCUCAGCUACCUGUAGAUCGACCACCAGGAACUUCGGGAUCAGGGGCUUCGAAUCAGAGCGUAAGACAGCGGCGUCUGUCUGGUCAAAACAUGAAGCAGCUGAAGAUCGAGACCACGAAGCUUGCUCAGCCGGGACCAACCACAGCCGGGCCAGCAUUCCCACCACAACCAGCACGAUCGAACAAUUACAUUGUACAACAAAGACAAGCCUUGUCUGCUGGUCCUCACCGCUCCGCUAAUCCUCUUGCCGCCCGGCGAGUGGUUUCCCCAUCCCUCGGAGAAGGGGGAGCUCCUCCUUUGCCGAUGAGUUACUUGCAGGACGACCAUCGUCUGAAGAAGACCUUCUCUUCAUCAAGCUUGCGGAGUACCAAGUCCCAUCGCAACCUCUCGGUAUCGCAUAUUGAUGAUGUGUCGGAUAUGUCUCCUGGCACGCCAGUGAGCAACCAGUUCGGCAUAAGUGGCUCAACAACCCGCCUGCCAAUGAUUCCAUCCAUGCCGACACCGAUGGCUGGAACGUUCCGAGAAAGGUCGGACACAGCUGUCGGAACAGCGGGCAUGUAUCUGUUUGAUGCCGAGUUCCACUCUCAUGCCAAUGAUCCUGGAUCGCCGGACGCAAUGCUCGCUGAUGCGCCAGCACCGCUCGAGCCUUGCCCGAGCGAUGUUCUGCUCCGACCGUUCUGGCUCAUGCGCUGUCUGUACCAGACCCUCUGCCACCCACGCGGAGGGUACAUCAGCAACAAACUGUUUGUCCCACGGGACGUGUGGAGAGUCAAGGGUGUAAAACUCAAGUACAUCGAGGAGAAGAUCUCGCAGUGUGAUCUGAUGACUGCCGCGCUACAGAAGCUUGCCAGGGUGGACACGUGCGACGCGGACGCCGUGUUGGAGGAGAUGCAAGCUCUCGAAACGGUGAUCGAGUCGGUCGAGAAGUUCCUAGUCAAGAAGCUUGGCGCCAGCGAAGUCGGACCCCACGCCACCUCGUUCAAGGACCCAGUACAUGCGGAGGAUGGGUCCAUGCCACGGUCAGCAAGCGUGAGCGCCAAGACUAGCGCUUUCUCGUGGAGGAGGUUGCGAAGCAAGAACAGCUCGGCGAACCUGGUCAGUCUGGGCAAGGGAAGCAGUAGUGCGGGUGGAACGAGUGGUAGUGUGGCGUCGACACCGAUCGAGGGAACAGGGAAGGAUAUCAUCUGCCCUAGUCUGCCGAUGACGACGCACCCGACGAACCGGCCGAUGAAGAGAGACGUGGGGAACGUGCUGUUCCAGGGGCCUAAUGCGAAUUAUAUGAGCUCGUUGGCGAGAUUGUUUGAUGCGGCUCAGUUGGUUGACCAAAUCGCUCGCCAAGUCGAAGACCCAGGCCUCCGGCACGCCGACAAGACGCAGGUGGGACUCGAGCUCAGCACUAGGCAUGCGGCGGAAUUCUUUGCGCUUUACAUUUGUCGGUUCGUCUUGUCGGACCUCACGCUGAUGCUGGAUAAGUUCCUCAAGAGAGGAAGCGAGUGGGUGCUUGUUUAGGAGGCAGGACCCAAGCAUAAGAGGAGCAGCGGGGAAGGGAGUGUGGAUAUACUCUACUCGUAUCCGUGGGUUUGAUAACAGGGUGGGUGUUGGAGUAUGUAUGGAUGGAAGGACGCCGGGGUGGUACAAUGGGAGGAGAGAGAAACUGGGAGGACAGGGAAGGGCCAGGGAGUGGAAGCUUCGUAUGGGUGGACGGGCGAUGGGAACGGAAUGCGUGGGAUGGGUGGGAUGUGCGA
Neurospora tetraspora is the source of this 4381-nucleotide messenger RNA. RefSeq lists its product as uncharacterized. The transcript has 3 exons. The coding region runs from base 114 to 4145 and encodes 1343 amino acids. Lineage: Eukaryota; Fungi; Ascomycota; Sordariomycetes; Sordariales; Sordariaceae. The record is from RefSeq and is a predicted model, not a curated record.